Molecule: messenger RNA, 3145 nt
Organism: Megalops cyprinoides (Indo-Pacific tarpon)
Lineage: Eukaryota; Metazoa; Chordata; Actinopteri; Elopiformes; Megalopidae
Gene: znf185
Product: zinc finger protein 185 with LIM domain
Exons: 34
Coding region: 255-2510 (751 amino acids)
Source: RefSeq, a predicted model, not a curated record
UUUUCCUCCCUGAAGAGAAAAAGAAAGAUGAAGCAAUAAUAAACACACAAACACACACACGCACAUGCACGCCCUGCCAGCAGGAGUGGUGGAGCUUCCCUGACUGGCUGAGCUGGCUGUGCCACCGCCCGUUUUGUACCUGUUCAGUGUGGGAGACACCUGUCAGAGAGAAAGGACUUUCACUCCACACUGAGCACACAUUCCACUGGUUUGCCAGUAGAGGAAACUCGCACUGUGAGGGACAGCCUUUGACAAUGUCAGCAGAGGGGGACAGACAGUCUGUUUUUCGGACCACAAAGGUUCGAACAACAUUGAAGGGAGACAACAGCUGGAUAAAUCGGCGCUCUGAGCCAAAUCCAGAGCCGGAGGAGAAACCAUGGAUGGCAGAGGUUCGAGCCACACGUAUGAAUGGCGCCUCAACAGAGACCAGCCCUGUGACCUCUCCCACUUCUCCUACCCCACCCUCACCGGCUGCUUCUAGACCCAGACCAGCAUCUACAGGAUACCUGAUCAGAGGAGUUUUCACGAAGAUGGACACCAAUAAGCCGCCAUCGCCGUCUACAUCCAAUGGUGUCAGUGGUUCCCCCAGUGCCUUCACCCCUAAGAAGCCCAGUGACUCCUACAAGAGAAUAGCCCCUCACUCUGUCCGACCAGCAUCAGAAAGCUCUGCUCCGGCUGAGCCAACUCUGUCCCCUGAGGAAUUCGACAAACGGACCGAAGCAGCCAGCAGCAUUCUCAGAGGUUCAGCAACACGACAGCGCUCCUAUGUCCUCUCAGCAGCCAAGAAAUAUGAGACCACAGAAAAAUCAGAGAGCCCGCUGUCCCCCAGUUUCAAAGACACUCCAUCAUUCAUUGCUACAAGGGUGGUGAUUAAUGAUGAGGAUGACAGUGCCACUACUAAGGCUGCGAAGGAGGUCACACCUCAUGUCCCCACCGCACAGGACAAAGCCCCUGUUUCCACGCAACGGUCCAGCGGCCCUGCAGCAGACAUGCUGACAACCCUGUCGAACACGCUGACCUCUACCACCACCAGCACAUCCAGUCCAGUGAAAACACAGAAGACUCCGGAGCCAAAGCCCCCUGUCCAAAGCAGUCCUGUGGCUGAACCAACCCCAGAGCCCAGCAAAGACCUUGGGAAUGAUGACCUCCUCGCACUCACUGAGAGUCCUGAGGCCUUGGUGGAUCCUUUCCCCAGUAGUACAGACUCCCCGAGUCAGGACCUCCUCACUGGCUCAGACAGCCCAUUGGACCACAAGACGGAGGGCACAUUGGACGAGCUAGCUGAUGAUGUCAUCCCGAUCGACACUGGUGUAGACAGCCUCAGCUCGGAUCGAUCUUGGAGAGGUGCCAGUCAGUUACCCACAGAUGAAAAGCUGGCACGCACACCAAGCCCUGAAGCCCCAGUGGAUCCUCUCCCCAGUGGGACAGACUUCCUGAGUCAGGAUCUCCUUACUGGGCCUGAAAGUGAGGCAGAGCAGAAGACGACUUCGGAUGACCCGAGCAGCACGCAGUCUGUCACCACAUCAAUCACCAAAACCAGCUUGAUUGACACAUUUGAUCCCAUUCCAAAGACUAAGACUGAGACUCCCAAGAGCUCUUCAGAUCUUAUCUCCCUAUUGGAGUCGGACAAGCCCAAAACCACCGAGAUCAGCGCCAUGGACCUGCUGGACUCCUUUCCAGAGGAAACCACAAAGAGCUCCACAGAGCCUCUGUCUCCACUGAGUAAUGGAGAGGUGAAUGCCAGCUCCAAAUCCAGGGAGGAUAGUGUAUCAGACGAUGCUCUCGAUGCCCUUGCUGAUGAUGUCAUUCCCUUCAAUACAGAUGCUAAGAGCCUCAGUACUGAUGAGCUGUCUGAGAGCAAACUCAAGGAUACUCCCAGCACAGAACAGGGGCAUGAGGAGCCCGAGGAGGAAGAAGAAGAUGAUGCCGAAGAUGACCGGCAGACCAUCACAGUCACAUUUGAGAGGAAAUCCUCAGAAAACGACUCGCCCUGGGACAGGUGGACAACACCCACCAUAAACUUACAAGAAACUGAGACUGUGGAGGAGAGAGAAACAGAGACAAAGAGCACACCACCAUCUUCCAUUGAGAGCUAUGAAACUCACUCCAAGGCCUUGGAAAGUGCCAGCCAAGAGGUCAGCGCACCAGACUCACCAGAAUCCAAAAAGGGUUUUGUGUAUGUUAAGGAGUACAUCAACUCCACAGAGCUGGCCAAACACAACACAACUGUUGGCCAUGAUGGAGGAGCUGACUAUGUGUCCUCAAGCUCCACCAGCUACUCCUACAGCAGCCCUUCUUCCAUUUCCAGGGGAGCCUCGAGUAACUGCACAUACUGUGGCGAGCAUGUUGGGAGUGAGGGAAAAAUCACCAUUGAAGACCUAAACAUCUACUGUCACCCUGGCUGCUUCAAGUGUGGGGUGUGCAGCAGGCCCAUGGGAGACCUGCUGUACAACAUGUUCCUGCAUGGCGGAGUUGUCCACUGUGAAAGCUGCUACUCCAAUGUCCUCUAGCAUCUACAGCAAGGAAGAAAAUGCCACUGAUGGACAAGGAUAUGACUUUUACUACUCUCAAAGCUGAAAUUUAUUAUCCUUUAUUAUCCUAUACUACAUAUUCUGUAAUACAAUAUCAGCAUUUAUACUUGUCUGUGCCAUUAUAAUCUGAAACAGCUAUAAAAAUGUGAAUAUUACACUAGGAAUGGAGUCACUGUAGCAGGUAAUCUAUAGUCUGGAGUUCAGAAGAACUGAUGUCCAAGACCUGUGUUCCUGAAUAUGAUUGUAUUUCAAACCACAUUUUCCUAUAAAUGUUUUUUCUGAUCUGCAACAUUCCCUUUUACUACAUAUGUCAGCUUUAAAAAUAGUCUGCAUCUAAUAGGGUUAGUGGCACGCAAACAUAGUUUGUUAUUAUCAAAUGUUUGGAGCAAAACCAAAACUUUAUGAACCUAUGACAAAUUGUAAUUAUAUACUGAGAAGGAAAUGGUCUGUUUUGGUGUUUGGUCAAUGAAGAUGUCAUGAUUUUCAUAAUAUGAAAGCUGGAAUAUGAAUGCAAUAAUGAAACAGAGUACAAUUAUGAGCGAGGGACCACAUGCAAUACUUUGUUCUUUCCCUGUACUGCCAAAGAGCAAGGUUUGUGUUAAUAAACUAUUCUG